Messenger RNA from Lodderomyces orthopsilosis Co 90-125, 3045 nucleotides. It is a transcript of the gene NAM7, whose product is annotated as ATP-dependent RNA helicase. Gene Ontology annotation, cellular component: cytoplasm. Gene Ontology annotation, biological process: nuclear-transcribed mRNA catabolic process, nonsense-mediated decay. The transcript has a single exon. The coding region runs from base 1 to 3045 and encodes 1014 amino acids. Gene Ontology annotation, molecular function: ATP binding; hydrolase activity; RNA helicase activity. The record is from RefSeq and is a predicted model, not a curated record. NCBI's taxonomy places the organism in Eukaryota, Fungi, Ascomycota, Pichiomycetes, Serinales, Debaryomycetaceae.
AUGAGUAAUUUGAUUUCCGAUAAUUUGGGUGUUACUGCCCAUUUGCCAUCAUCAAAUUUAAACGAUUUUUCACCAUUUGAUCAAUCACAAUUGAAUACAAUGGCAAAUGAAGAAAAUUUUGAUGAUGAUGAUGACGCUUCCUACCAUGAGCAUCAACUUCGAUUGGCACAUGCUGCUCAUGUUGGUGCUUUAGUUGAUAGCGAAGUAGAAGAAGAAGAAGAAGAAGAAGUGGAUGAGGAAAUUCUACAACAGUGCGAACAUGCAUGUGCUUAUUGUGGAGUCCACACACCCAACUCAGUUAUCAAGUGCAAUACUUGUAACAAGUGGUUUUGUAAUUCCAAAGCCAAUUCAACAAGUUCACAUAUUGUGACCCAUUUGGUCAUGUCACGUCAUAAUCAAGUUAGUUUACAUGAAGAGUCAGACUUAGGAGAAACUACAUUGGAAUGUUAUAACUGUGGGAACAAGAAUGUGUUUAUGUUGGGAUUUGUCUCUGCUAAACAAGAAUCGGUGGUUGUUAUUUUGUGUCGAUUACCAUGUGCUCGAUCAAAGGAUAUUAAUUGGGAUACUAGUCAUUGGCAAGCAUUGAUUGAAGAUCGUCAGUUUCUCUCAUGGUUAGCUCCACCACCAGCUGAAGAUGCAUUGAUUAAUUCGGUUAUGGUUACACCACAACAAAUUACCAAGUUGGAAGCACAAUGGAGAUUGAAUAGAAAUGCCACUAUAAACGAUAUAGAAAACACUGAUAAACAAGAGGAGGAAGUUUUACCAAUUUUAAUGAGAUAUACUGACGGGUUUCAAUAUCAACGCUCAUUUGGUCCCUUGGUGAAAUUGGAAGCUGAUUAUGACAAGAAUUUAAAGGAAUCUCAGGCUUUAGAACAUAUUCAAGUGAAAUGGGCAUUGGGGUUGAAUAAUAGACAUUUGGCUUCUUUCACUCUUUCUACUUUUGAAACUACUGAUUUGAAGGUUGCUGUUGGUGAUGAAAUUAUUUUAAGGUAUAGUGGAAGUCAAGGUGAUGCUUGGCAAGGUCAGGGUUUUAUCCUUAGAUUACCAAACUCAUAUCAGGAAGAAUUCACUUUGGAAUUGAAUCCAUCUAAAGUUGCUCCACCAACUCAUUUAACUACUGAUUUCACUGCUGAGUUUGUUUGGAAGGGGACUUCGUAUGAUCGUAUGCAGCAAGCUAUGAAGGAUUUUGCAACUAAUGAUGAUUCGGUUUCAUCAUUUAUCUAUCACAAAUUAUUAGGCCAUGAUGUUGCUCCAGUUGAAUUUGAUAUUGAAUUGCCCAAAAGAUUUUCCCAUCCUAAAUUGACAGAAUUGAAUGUAUCACAAGCAAAUGCCGUUAGAUCAGUUUUGCAAAGACCAUUGUCUUUGAUUCAAGGCCCGCCGGGCACAGGUAAAACCGUUACUUCAGCAACUAUUGUUUACCAUUUGUCAAGGUUGAAUAAGGAGAAAAUCUUGGUUUGUGCCCCAUCCAAUGUUGCUGUCGAUCAUUUAGCAGCAAAAUUGGACUCAUUGGGUUUGAAUGUUGUUCGGCUAACGGCAAAGUCAAGAGAAGAUGUUGAAAGUUCUGUUAGUCACUUGGCCUUGCAUAAUAUUGUUAAUAAGACAGCUAAGGGAGAAUUGAAAAAGUUGAUAAAGUUAAAGAAUGAAGUUGGUGAAUUAUCAGCUGAGGAUUCAAAGAAAUACAUCAAGCAUUUGCGGUCAUCAGAGUUGAAGAUCUUGAAUAAAUGUGAUGUUGUUUGUUGUACUUGUGUUGGUGCUGCUGAUAAACGAUUAUCUCAGUUUAAAUUUAGAACCGUGUUGGUGGAUGAAAGUACUCAAGCUUCAGAACCUGAGGUGUUAAUUCCUAUAGUAAAAGGAGCCAAGCAAGUCAUUCUUGUUGGUGAUCAUCAACAAUUGGGUCCCGUGAUUUUGGAUAGAAAAGCAGCAGAUGCUGGAUUGAAGCAAUCACUUUUUGAACGAUUGGUUUUUCUUGGACAUGUUCCAAUCAGAUUGGAAGUUCAAUAUAGAAUGCAUCCUUGUUUAUCGGAGUUCCCUAGUAAUAUGUUUUAUGAAGGAUCAUUACAAGAUGGUGUCACCAAUGCUGAUCGAGUAGUGGCUGAUUCAUCAUUCCCAUGGCCAGUUAUUGAUACACCAAUGAUGUUUUGGGCUAACUAUGGACGUGAAGAGUUGAGUAGUAGUGGAAACUCCUAUUUAAAUAGAGUUGAAGCCAUGAAUGUUGAAAGGAUUAUCACUCGAUUGUUUAAAGAUGGUAUUAAACCAGAACAAAUUGGUGUUAUUACUCCCUAUGAAGGACAACGAGCAUAUUUAGUACAAUUUAUGUCAAUGAAUUCAACAUUGUUGAAUAAGCGUGAUGAAUAUCUUGAAGUUGAAAUCACCAGUGUUGAUGCAUUCCAAGGUCGUGAAAAAGAUUUCAUUAUCCUUAGUUGUGUUCGUGCUAAUGAUACACAAAGUAUUGGGUUUUUAAGUGAUCCAAGAAGAUUGAAUGUUGCUUUAACCAGAGCCAAAUAUGGAUUAUUAGUUCUUGGUAAUCCUCGAGCUUUGAGUAGGAAUAGAUUAUGGAAUCAUUUAUUGGUUCAUUUUAGAGAAAAGGGAUGUUUGGUGGAUGGGCCAUUGGAUAAUUUGCAGUUGUCAAUGGUUCAAUUAAAUAAUUAUACUACCGCUAAUCGGAACUUGAAGCCGGGCGCCACCAAUCAAAAGAAACCGUAUCAUGGACUUGGUGCACCUUCUACUAACUUUUCAACGACAAAUUUCGAUUCUAUUUCAAAUGUCGGUGCUGGUGGAAAUGAUGUACCAUACCAAUCAAGAUUGAAAAAUGAGCUUUGGCCGGCAUUAAAUCAACAUAGUCAAGAUGGAGAACAGAAUGAUGAUUCUGCUGGUGGCGGAGAAGUGUAUUACAAUGAGUCUAAUUCAAUUAGUGCUAAUUUCUAUUCUAAAUUGAAUAAAUUGGAAAAGAGUUUUGCUAAUGGUGGAAAUCGAUAUGCCGAUGAGAAUAUUGAGGAUGAGAUCAAGAGUAUAACUAGUUCGUUUGCUGCUGGAUUGAACUUUUAG